AUGUAUCUGGAGAGCUUGUUCCCUGGAUGUAAACUUGCUGAACAGCGAAACACUAUCUAUUUUCACAAAAUGGCUGCGAUUCCCCCGGGCGGUACUUGGUUCGACACCCUAAAGACGUCGUUUGCAGAUGUACCUAUUGAUACCGCCAACGAUAACGGGAUUGCUACUACAGAGUUCCUCGAAGCUGCCGAGGCCCUCACGUCUCUCUUCGAUAUCCUUGGCUCCGCAGCAUUUUCCCCUGUCAAGAGCGACUUGAAUGGCAACAUCAAGAAAGUCAGGGACAGGCAGCUGGCUGCCCCUGGUGAGUCGGAGACUCUUCAAGCUCUUGUCCUCAAUGAAUUGAAGACAAAGAAGCAUGUCGCGACAGAAGGCUUGGUGUGGCUGGUUAGGGGUCUCGACUUUACCGCUCAAGCCCUCCGUCACAACAUCGACAAGCCGAACAGCGAGCUUUCUGACUCCUUCCGUGACGCCUACGGCAAGACCCUCAAAGCCCACCAUUCAUUCAUCAUCAAGCCCAUCUUCUCGGCAGCCAUGUCCGCGACUCCCUACAGAACUAACUUCUACGCUAAGCUGGGCAGCGAUUCUGAGAAAGUCCAAGCUGCACUCAAGCGUGAGGUUAAGGCUUUGGAGGAGAGGGUGGCUAUAUUGAAGUCCUUCCAGGACCGCAAGGAAGCGAAGUGGUGA
Aspergillus calidoustus is the source of this 684-nucleotide messenger RNA. NCBI's taxonomy places the organism in Eukaryota, Fungi, Ascomycota, Eurotiomycetes, Eurotiales, Aspergillaceae. The record is from the annotation of a GenBank genome assembly.